Molecule: messenger RNA, 1086 nt
Organism: Peromyscus leucopus (white-footed mouse)
Lineage: Eukaryota; Metazoa; Chordata; Mammalia; Rodentia; Cricetidae
Gene: Elof1
Product: elongation factor 1 homolog
Exons: 5
Coding region: 243-494 (83 amino acids)
Biological process (GO): transcription elongation by RNA polymerase II
Cellular component (GO): transcription elongation factor complex
Molecular function (GO): RNA polymerase II complex binding
Source: RefSeq, a predicted model, not a curated record
AAAGCGACAUAUUUCCGCUUCCGUCAGGGGCCGGAAGUUAGCGUCUCCCGGGUGAAGCGGCUUGGGCUGCGAGGCAGGGCUGGUCCAGUCGGCCGUCCACCCCUACCUUCUGAGCACAGAGAUCUUAAGUGACCUACCUAGAGUCACACAGUAAGUUGAGAAACCAAGGUUAAAGGCUGUUCUCAGCCCAGAGUGUACACAGGGACGGACGGCUGUGCCUAAGGUUUCAUCCCCCUGUAGCCAUGGGACGAAGGAAGUCUAAACGGAAGCCACCCCCCAAGAAGAAGAUGACAGGGACCCUGGAGACCCAGUUCACUUGCCCCUUCUGCAACCAUGAGAAGUCCUGUGACGUGAAAAUGGACCGAGCUCGCAACACUGGAGUGAUCUCCUGUACCGUGUGCCUAGAGGAAUUCCAGACACCCAUCACAUAUCUGUCAGAGCCAGUGGAUGUGUACAGCGAUUGGAUAGACGCCUGCGAGGCAGCCAAUCAGUAGCAAUAUCAAGGACCUGCCCCUCAGCAGUCCCCGACUUGGGUACCAAUCCAGAGACAUUCCAGGGCUCCAGGGUGUAGGUCCAGGACUGUGACAGCCCUCCCUCUGUGUGUGGAGUGGAUGUGAAUGAGGAGACGUGCGUGUGGCUGCAGACGUGGCUGUAAUGGUGGCUGUGACUGCUUGUAGGUUGGGUGGAGGUGAGGGGUUGCUGGUCUGUCUCACCAUGCUGCCCAGGGUGGCCUCAAACUUGAGAACCUGUGCCUCAAAUGACUCAGCCCUUCAGCCCACACCCCGGCCCCAAGCUUUAGGUUCCUGGCUCCUCUGGUGACAGUUUCCUGACAUCUCAGGCAAGGAAUAGCUGUGGGACCUCCAGUCUCCUCAGCCACCUCACCAGCGCCUUGCCCAGGGGAACUGGACUUCUUCCCAUCCUUCCCAGCCUGUGGCCUGGGAGUCAAGGCUACAGACCAACCAGGUCCUUCGGCUGGGCUUUGCCGGGGAGCCCGUUUGCCUGCUCAUUUGCUCUUGUAGAAAAGGUAGGGGCUGGUUCUGGGACAGCUGUCACUCACAAGCCUGUCAAUAAAGCAGCCCGUGUGGA